Messenger RNA from Procambarus clarkii (red swamp crayfish), 3747 nucleotides. RefSeq names its product zinc finger protein 271. Gene Ontology annotation, biological process: regulation of gene expression. The record is from RefSeq and is a predicted model, not a curated record. NCBI's taxonomy places the organism in Eukaryota, Metazoa, Arthropoda, Malacostraca, Decapoda, Cambaridae. Gene Ontology annotation, cellular component: nucleus.
CAGAGAUCGGCUGUAAUGUUUACCAACAACAGCUGAGCUGGUUCCUGCUCCCGUAGUUGGCCAUGUUAUCUUCAUCAAAUGAAGAUUUAUAUUGGCAAUUUUGAUAUUUGAGUCCAGAAGUCAGAACAACAGCAACAUUUGCAGUUCCAACACUUGCUGGCACUAGAGCUCAUAUGUCAGAAAUACUGCAUACACGAUCAGGUCAUCAGCAGUGUCGUGAAACUCAUUACUGUGUCAGAAAUACUACAUGUGGGGUAAGACUUUGCCUUGAGACCAUUUAAACAUCUGAAUUAUUACAUCCACAUCUGCAACAUCUUGUGGAUGGAUGUUUUCUCAACACCUUCAGAUAGUGUCAUGUGGUGCCUUAUCACCUAUUGUAGUAAAGCGUUUUUCAUCUGAAGAGUUGUCUGUACAUCUGUUAUCAACAUCUGAUACACUGUGCUACUAUGGGAAAUAUGUGUAUUUAAAUACAAAUCUAGUGUAUCAUAUAUAUUACGAUCUCACUAUUUAUUGAUAACAAAUUGUGUGUAAGUAUUAAAUAUGUUUCUUAAUUUUAUUUGGUUAGAAAACAUUUCAAGGUUAUGUAAAUGAUUUUUUGGCAGGAUAAGUUUAUUCUUGGUUCUUAGUGUCACAGUAAGUUAAUAUAAAUAUUUUCCCAUUCCAAAACAUUAGACACUAUUUCUCCUAAAUGAACUUUUGUAUGUUUUGUAAGAGAAAAAAUGAACAAAAAUCCAUAUACUAUAUAGUAAAUAUAGAUUCUUAUUUUAGGUAAUUUGAUCUUAAACUUAAUAGGGUUAUCUAGAUAAGAUAAAAUAUCAGUGCUCUUAGUGUUCAGAAAUUAUUUCUUUCUUGACAUGAGGGUAUAGUGGAUUUGAUAUAUUAAAUAUAAAUAUAAAAAUCUGACAUGUACAUGGUACACCUGAUAGGUAUAUUCUUGUAAAUAUAGAAGACACACACACAUUCACACAAAUGACAAGCCACAUAAGGUCCCAUAUUAUGCUUGAUCCUUGUGCUGCAGCUAUAUGUAUAAUAAGAUAUUCCUCAGUACACUAAAAGAAAUAUAUAUAAUAUGUAUUUUCUCUGGAAGUGAUACAAAGUUAAAAGGUAUGAUUUUGAAAAAUUAAAAAGAAAAUCUUGUCACAUGAUUUGUUUGGUAUGUUUUAAAGUCAUCCACAGAUGUUAAUUUUGCUGCAUAUGCAAGUGCAUUUGUUUGUAAAUGCUUUCAUAUUAACUAAUUCACAGGAAAUAUUGUACAGUAUAUUUAAAGUCUAGCAUAUUAUACAAUAUACAGCACAAUAUUUUCUUAUUUAUGAAUCAGUAACACCAGUGGCUUACAUACAGUAUUGUACAAUUUUGCAUACUUUUAUGUCCUAAUAAGUAAUUAAUUUGUUUGUAUUCAUACCAAAUAGAAAGGGAUUUUUUCCAGUAGUUUAUUUGAUCUCCAGUGCCGUCAGUUGACAGCAGAGGUAACGCUUCAUAACCUGGCUGCUCUGCGCUGGCUGCCAGGUAGUAUAUAACUUGGAUUGUAGGACAUGUAAUUAAUGCAAGUAUUAGGCAUCCUUAACAACAUUUGCUUUAGUAAUACACACAAACUCGUGCUGGUUAAAACCACAUCAUAAAUAAAGGUUAUUAAGACUUUUCUCUAAUAUUUAUGAAGUAAACAAGAAUUUACUCUGGGGAGUAAUGAUAAAUAUCAGUGUCUUCAAGACAAAUGAAAUAUUGUAUCCUACAUUUUAUUUGUAGAAUAAAAAUACUAAAUAAUAUUUAGCAUUUUUUCUAUUAAAUAGCUUUUCAGAUCUAUACAUUUUAAACUGUACACAAAUUUCUUCAAAAGAAAAACCUCAUCAGUGUUGAAUUUUCAAAAACAAUAUAAUAAAGCAUAUCAUAUAAUAACAUACAAGACUUUAUAGAGAAAAAACUCAAUGUUAAAGAUUCAUUGUUUAAAACAUUCAGAAAUACUGUAUCAAAGUUAAAUAUGAGUGCUCAUUCAGAAGAGAAACCAUAUCACUGUUCUGUAUGUCUAAAAGACUUUUCACAGAAAUCAAAUCUAAUUAAACACACAAGGAUUCAUACAGGAGAGAAACCAUAUCACUGUCCAAAGUGUCCAAAAGACUUUUCAGAUAAAUCAGCUCUUAUAACCCAUAUGAGGAUUCAUACAGGAGAGAAACCAUAUCACUGUUCAGAGUGUCAAAAAGACUUUUCACAGAAAUCAAAUCUAAUAACACACAUGAGGAUUCAUACAGUAGAUAAGCCAUAUCACUGUUCAGAGUGUCUAAAAGAUUUUUCACAGAAAGGAAAUCUAAUGAAACACAUGAAGAUUCAUACAGGAGAAAAACCAUACCACUGUUUAAAGUGUGUAAAAUACUUUUUAGAGAAAUCAAGUCUAAUAAAACACAUGAGGAUUCACACAGGAGAGAAACCAUAUCACUGUUCACAGUGUCUAAAAGCAUUUUCCGUUAAAUCAGCUCUAAUAACACACAUGAGGAGUCAUACAGGAAAGAAACCAUAUCAUUGUUCAGUGUGUGUAAAAGACUUUUCGCAGAAAUCAAAUCUAAUAACGCACAUGAAAAUUCAUACAUUAGAUAAAUCACAUCAGUGUUCAGAAUGUCUAAAAGACUUUUCACAGAAAUCAACUCUAAUAAAACACAUGAGGAUUCAUACAGGAGAAAAACCAUAUCACUGUUCAGAGUGUCUAAAAGACUUUUCAGAAAAAUCAAGUUUAAUAAAACACAUGAGAAUUCAUUCAGGAGAGAAACCAUAUCACUGUUCAGAGUGUCAAAAAGAUUUUUCAGAUAAAUCAGCUCUAAUAACACACACGAGGACACACACAGGAGAGAAACCAUAUCACUGUUCAGAGUGCCUAAAAGAAUUUUCACGUAAAUCAAACCUAAUAUUGCACAUGAGGAUUCAUACUGGAGAGAAACCAUAUAAUUGUUCAGUGUGUCUAAAAGACUUUUCACGUAAAUCAUGUCUAAUAAAACACAUGAGAAUUCAUACUGGAGAGAAACCAUAUCACUGUUCAGAGUGUCAAAAAGACUUCACACUUAAAUCAAAUCUAAUAUUGCACAGGAGGAUUCAUACAGGAGAAAAACCAUAUCAUUGUUCAGAGUGUCUGAAAGAUUUUUCACAUAAAUCAAAUCUAAUAUUGCACAUGAGGAUUCACACAGGAAAGAAACCAUAUCACUGUACUGUGUGUCUAAAAAACUUUUCACAGAAAUCAAAUCUAAUAACACACAUGAGGAUUCAUACAGUAGAAAAACCAUAUCACUGUUCGAUGUGUUUAAAAAACUUUUCACAGAAAACAACUCUAAUAAAACAUAAGAAGAUUCAUAAGGAGAAAAAUAAUAUCACAGUUCAUUGUGUCUAAAAGACUUUCCAGUUAACCCUUAGACAACGGCUAUGGAGAAAUGUUCAUACCUCAACUAUUAUGCUCAAAAAAUAAAAAAAAAAGCCAACAAAUAAUUUUUCAUUAUAGAAUUAUUAACUUCUAUGCAGAAUGUAAGAAAAAUACAAAAAUAAGUGAAUAUUUAUCGUUUUACUGGGUGGAGGUGCUCUGUAAUACACUAUUCUGGCACUUGUCAAUGCCUGGUGCUCAACUUUGCUAACGCUUCAUGUUUUAUCCUCCGAUGUUUUACUGAUUGUUUUACCACUUGUUUUUCUUUAUUUACAUCCACAAAGAGCUUUUAUAUAUACUGUACAUCCAUAUUAGCAUUAUACUGUACAUGUAUGACCCAUACAAUAAUUGUU